Molecule: messenger RNA, 8974 nt
Organism: Anoplophora glabripennis (Asian longhorned beetle)
Lineage: Eukaryota; Metazoa; Arthropoda; Insecta; Coleoptera; Cerambycidae
Product: titin
Exons: 6
Coding region: 395-8575 (2726 amino acids)
Source: RefSeq, a predicted model, not a curated record
CAUGCUGAUAUGUCAGUUAAUGCAUUUCGAAGCUGAUAAACAAAUACGUUUUAGCAUAAUUGGGGUUUCGUUAAUAAGAGAGUUUUAAAAAAAUUCGUUUGUGGUUUUCGCAUUAUGAGAUUUCUUCCUUUGUAGCUACCGAUUUAUGACAUUUUAGACGAAGAAGUGGAUUUUAUAUCUAUAUUAAUCAAAGACAGGAGCGAGUUUGUUUUAUUAACCGAUAAAUUGUCAAGGUGUGAUUGUUUAUAAACUUUGUUGGGUUGGCAACAUGGCGACGCCAAACAGCAAAGGAUUAUGGGAUAAUCAUGUACGUCUGUGACAAGUGAAAUUGUACUCAAUUGCGAAGAAAAAUAAACACGGUGUAAACAUUGAUGAAGCUGUGAAACCAGCAAAAAUGAAUGAAGAGACCAGAGAAAGUUAUGACAGUGGAGAGGUUGUCUGGGUGAAACUGGGAUCUAGUUGGUGGCCUGGUGAGGUUAAAAACGCAGAAGAAUUGCCCAGUGAAGUACUGGAUUUUAAAAAGCCCCCACUCGUUAUCGUCAAAUUUUUCGAUGAGGACUCUUAUGAGUAUGUGAAGACUUGGACCAACAUCUACCCUUAUAACUGCGAUAAGAAGAAUGAGUUUAUCAAAAAGGGAAUGGCUGCUUAUCGAGCUAAACUCCCCCACAUGGAGAAAUUUCCCAAAGACGUCCUAAAGGCGGAGGAAAAGGUGGGUGGAAACCCCAACAUCUUGAGCAAUCCGAUGUUUUUGCCCGAGAAGAAGCGAAACUAUGCCGCCGAGAUCUUCGGGACUCCUAGUCCGAAAAACAGCUCCUCCAAGAGCAAGAAACGUUCCAACACAAACAAAUCGAGCGGCAAGAAAGACACGUCGCACAUCACGCACAGGAGAUUCCUGGGAGUGGAUGAUUACCGGGCGUAUAUCUGCAUCCAGUACCCCGGGAAAGACAGAAUACCCGGCGAUAGGGAAGACGAAGAGGUCAUCCGCAUCAACAGGGAGCUGGAGCAAGACUUUAACUGCCACUCGUGCAGCUUCAGCACGAAACGACUGGAAGUCAUGAUCCUCCACACGAAAUCGCACAUCCAGGGCGUCUACCUGUCCUCGGCCCGGAAAAAUAAGCAGACCGUCAGACGGCGCAAGGAGAAGUCGAAGAAGUCCAGGGGCUCCAAUUCCGACACCAGCACCAGCGAUUCCGAGCCGGUGCGACAGAAGAAGAGGAAGCCCAAGUCCCAGGGCGCCAAGAAGACCAAAAUAAAGAAAGCGGAAGAGGAGGCGCCCAAGAAGGACAUCCGCAGCGAGUUGUUGGAGGCGUGGGAGGACAGCGAGGACGAGGACAUGGAUUUUGGCCUCGAUAAAAUGAACGAGUCGGAGCCGACAGAGGAUAAAUCCAACAAAUUGAUGGACUAUUCUUCUAUACCGCAACUUACAUUGGACGAUUCGCUGAAAGCAUCGGACACGCUGGAUAAAACUGCCGGGCCGGAUCAAAGCGAAACGGAAACUGCCGACGAGACGAGUAAGCCAAUACGCCCGUUGGACGAGCCAAGAUCGCCUUCCCAAACCAUCGAGGAGGUUCUGAACGACGUAUCGGGUGAACUGGACGAGGCGAAUGCACAGAAUGAACCUGUAAAACCCGUCGAGGAACAUUUAUCCACCGAGAAGCUUCUCAGCACCCUCGAAGACGAUUCUACCGACGUCGACGACAAAGCAAGCGAGAAGAAAGACGAAGAAGAGGUCGAUAAAGUGGACGGAGAACAAGAAAACGUUAAAAAAGACGACGAAGAGAAUGCGGCCUCCCAAAAAUCCGACACGGACGAAGACACGUCCAAGCAGACGAUGAAUAGGGACAUGCACGAAGCCAUCAAGUCAUGCUUCGAUUUCGAUGAAGACGACGAGGAAGACACGAUCGUCGGCAAUGCUACCUCGGGAAGGAAGAUCCCGCGGGUCAUCCCCAAAGUGACGAGGAAGAAGUCGUCUGAAACCGCGGAUCCCGAACCGAUAAAAGAAACCCCCAAAGACAAGGGGGAGGACAUGAGCGCCGCCUUCCACGAACUGAUGGAGAUAACUUCGGUGCCGGAUCUGCCCGACGUCCAGAACACUCUCAAGUGCGAGCAAAAUUUUCACAAUAUCAAGACCAUAAAGUUUCCGGAUAAGGCAGAAGAGGCGGGCUCCCCGCCCAAGCCCGAGAGAAAGGACUCGACGGAGGUCGCCACGAAACUGACGAACCCCAAGAAGCGGUUCGUCAAGUCCUUCGAGGAUUUCGAGCUGAUGCAGAACGAGAUAAGACGCAGGGAGGAGGAGCAGCUGGAGACGUCUAAGAACGAGAAGUACGACAGCGGUUUCGACUUUGAGGAAGCCAGGACGGAAUUCACCGGCGGCUCCUCGAAAAAUUACGAUUCGGAUAACUCGGACGAGCGGGAUUCGCCCGAUUCCACCAUCCAGCUAUCCAAGCUGAAGAGCAAGAUAAUGUCGAAGAUCAUCGAGGAGGCCAGGAUAAACGCCGUGUCCAAGAACAAGAUAAUGUCAAAGAUAAAGGACGCGAAACCUAAACCGGCCGAGACGGAAGUUAAUCCGGCAACUGCGGAACCGGAAGCGAAAUCGUCGGUUAACAGUUUGGAGAAGACGAAAACCGAGAGGGUUACCAGUCACAGGACGCCGCGUAGCAAAAUACUGGAAUCGUACAGGAAAGAUGCCAGCAAGCACAAAGUCGAGCAAAAAUCGGAAACGCCACAAUCGAAUAACGAAGAUAGACUGAGAGAUAGCCAGUCGGUCAAAGAAGUGGUGCCACCGAAGAAGAACAAGUGGUCCAGGAGGGGAAGCCACCCCAAGAAGGACAGGAACUUGUUUGUGCUCCAAGACGCCGCCCCGGAGGAUCCGGUCACUACAGAAAUUGAAAAGCAGACGGUGGACGAAUCCACAAACAACCAAACAAACGUAGAGUUGGAAUUGAUAGAUGACGCGCGCAAAAUUAACGAUAUUAUCUUGGGCGAAUCCAGUUCGACGCUUUCCGACAUUUUGACGCCAUCCGAUGACGUUCCGACGUCACGCGACGACGUUCCUACGCCACGCGAUGACGUUCCCACGCCACCCGACGACGUUUCGAUACCACACGAUGAUGUUCCGACACCAUGCGAUGACGUUUCUAUACAAUACGAAGAUGUAUCGACACCACGCGAUGACGUCCUUACACCAAGCGAUGAUGUUCCUAUAUCACGCGAUGACGUUCCACAACCACGCGAUGACGUUCCGCAACCACACGAUGACGUUCCGCAAUCGGGCGAUGAUGUUCCGCAACCGCGCGAUGAUGUUCCGCUACCGCGCGAUGACGUUCCGCCAAAAGGCGAUGACGUUCCGCAACCACGCGAUGAUGUUUCGCAAAAAGACGAUGAUGUUUCGCAAAAAGACGAUGACGUUCCGCAAAAAGGCGAUGACGUUCCCCAACCACGCGAUGACGUUCCGCAACCACACGAGGUUUUGGAAGUAGCAGAAACGACGGCAAAGGAAGCGGAAAGCACCGAACCGCAACUGACUGAACUCUUACCCCUGCAAGUCGAUGAGAAUGAUACCGCUUCAAAGAAAGACGAGAUAAUCGAGGAGUCGCAGAUGUUGGUUAACGAGGAAGUCGAAGUGGUGGAUAUUUUGCCGUCGGCCUAUACCGAAGCGACCGAAGUUAAAGAAACUCCUCAAGAAACUCCUCAAGAAACAGAGUUUUCCGUAGAAACGAACGAGGUUCGUCGAGAGGAAGUCGUAGAGGAAGCAACUCUUGAAGAAGUUCCUCAGAAAAUGGAACUCGGAGCUGUGCAAGAAGAGAACGAAAGAGUAAUUGAAGAAGUUACGGACUUGCAUCCGCAAGAUGCUUCUUCCGUCGUAGAAGAAAGCCCUGUUACGGACGAUCCCUCGGCAAAUAUCGAAGAAACGUCCGUCGUGCCAUCAACCGAGAGUGAGACCGUCGCCUCUAAUAAAGUCGGACCGGAAGCGGUCCCGAUCACAGAGGAACAUAUCGAAGUGGAGGAUUCUCUAGUUAUAUCGCCAAUUAAUGAAGCGGAAGCCAGUCUGCCUCAAGAUGCCAUCGUAACGCCUCCCAAGAAGAGCAAAAAGAGGAAAAUAUCGGAAGGUGGCGUCCCCCUCAGCCCUACGAAAAGCGGUACCGUGGCGGAACCGCAACCUGAAGACUUUGCGCCUUUAGAAAAGAAACUAAAAGAGGGAGAAUAUGCUGAGGAAGAAGUAAAAGUUACCUCGCCCGCUUUGGAGACGUUCGAUAAAGUCGGUUCCGAAGUAGAUGUAGAAAACGAAGAGGUUAAGGAUGAAGGACAAGGCGGAAAAGUUGAAAUAAUGGAAACGGAACCGGCAGCGGUGGAAACUGAUAAGAGCGUCAAAGAAAAGAAAAAUACUGGGGAGUUUGAGAGAUACGACGAAGAAAUUAAAAUGGAGAGCGAACUCGUCGUCGAUAUCGCAGAGACGGACGUUAUCGGCAAAGAAAUCGAAGAAAAAGCGGGGAAAAGCACGGAACCCGACGCUGCCCGGGAAAAACCCGAAGACGUCGAUAGUAACGAGGACCUGGACAAAGACAAAGACCACCACAACGAGGUGGAGAUCCAGUGCGCCAGCAGCUCGGUGGAGAGCUUCAAGUUCUCCAUCCAGACCAACCUGUCGAUCCUCUCCAGCAGGGAGGAGAUGUCCGCCCUGGCCCUCGCGACGCUGUCCGAGAUCAAAGCGGACCUGGAGAGCAACGAAGACCUGAUGCCCAAGGAGAAGGAAGCCAAGCCGUCGCCCCCCGUGCUGCCGGAAUCGGAGAUGGUGCCGAUCGAGGGCAACCUGACGGUCGUCUCGGAGAAGGAUCUGGCCGACGGGCAGGUCGAGAUCACCUCCGAGCAGGUGAUCAGCCCCAAGAGGCCGGCGACGCUGUCCAACUUCUCCAUGGACUUUUCCGAUUCGCUCAGCGACAGCAACAGCAACAGCACGACGGACACCUCGUGCGACCUAGGCAAGGCGGAUUUCAACUCGAAAGGGACGGAAUUCACUGCGAAGGCCCUGACGAAGCAGAUGAAACGCUUCGACCAGAAGAAGGAGAGCACUUACGGGCGCCUCGAGCUGAUAAAUAUACUCGAGGGGAAUUCCGACACGGAAAAGAAACCGAAAGAGUUCACUCACCCACCGAAGAAGACGACUAUGGUGGACGAUAUAUGCGAUUUCGAGGAGCACAUCCCGUCUCAGAUCGUCUGCGCCAAAAACUUGAAGAAAGACGUUCCCGCGGAAUUCGAGCAGGACUACAAGGAGUUCAGGGAGAAGGAGAAAACUUCCAAGACGUCUGUCAAGUCUACGACUUCUAAACUGUUGGAGAGGCUCACGACAGAGUCCAAGGCGAAAGCUUCGGCAGCCAAAAGCAUGAUCGCGAGCGUCCACCCCGUUCCCGAACUACUCAGCAAAUUGCCAGUCAAGGCGCAAGCCGUCCCGCCUUCCAAAACCACCAAAUAUUCGUCAAAAUCCAAGUUGGGCGUCGGCAAACCGAUAAUACUGUCUGAGCAGAUCGUUAAACCGGCCACCGACACGUCAAAAUUAAAACUGCGGAAGCCGAUGGAGGACUUCGAAAACGUCGAGGCGUUCGUUAUCCACAAGGACCCUAGCAAAUCCAACUUGGAAGAGGAAGAAACCAAAUCAAAAGUCACUUCCGCCAAAGCCCCGGGCAAGGCGAAAAUAUUACAGCAAACCAUCAUAACCCCGGCGGGGGAGAUUAUCCAACCUAACGUUACCGAGGCGCAGCCCGACGACAACAUUUUCGAUAUAAACUCGAUGCCCAUCGUGCUCUCGGACGAGAUCCUCACCCCGGAGAGCAUAGAAAAGAUGCCGAUAGUGAUCGGGAGCGACGCCAAGGUCACCGUCGCGGAGAAAGCGCCGAAACGACCCGCCCCGAGCAGAAUCGUAACGACCGUAACGAGCCAAGUCGCUACUAACAAAACCGUCACCAUCACCAAGCACAAACCGCCCAGGAUCCUGCAAACUUUCAGCGGCAAAGUCGCCAAGAACUCGCCCUUGCACCCGAACACCGCCAAACCCGGGAAAUACAUAAUCGUGCCGCAGAGCAGCAUACCGCCGACGAAAUACCUCUCGAAGAAGCCGACGAUCGUUAAGAAAGCUCCGGUUCCUACGGGGCUCGUUCAGAAAGUGCCGAACAUCGCCCCGGAGCCCAGCGGCAACAAGAUAAUGAUCGUUACUAACCAGCAGGGCCAGCAACAACGCCUGUUACUCACUCCGGCGCAGCAGAAGAUGCUCGGGUACCAGAACCAGAAAGUUACCAAGACCAUCGUCAAAAGCAACGUGAUGCAGAAGAGCAUCCUUGCGUCCAAGGGUGUGUCGGUAGCGGAAGCGAGCACGAGCGGGGUCGUAUCUAAAACACCCACUAUAAUAGGCCAGAAGGUCCUGGUAGGGCCGAACACCGCCCAAGGAUUGAUCACCACGACCGGUCAGCAAGUUAUAGGCAUCCAAGGGAGGACCGCUAAGACCGUGACGAAAAGAACGACCGCUGCAGCGCCGAAACUAGGAGCGCCCGCCGGCAAACCUCAGAAAACCAUCCUAAUAAAGAACCAACACGGGCAGACCGUGAGAAAGAUCCAAGGAACCGACGACGAACUACUCGACAAGCAGGUGGCGGAACAGCUGAAAGCUAUCAAAGCGAGUAGCGGGAUGAAGUUCAGCUCGCAACAAAAAGCGGUGGACAUAGAGAAAACGGCGCCUAAGGGAACUUUGAGACGUUCGUACUCGAAACGGGUGGAGGUGAAGCCCAGAGGGCCACCGCCGCUAACCGGUAUCCACCACUCGCCCAAACAGGAAACGGUGGUCAGCGUAUCGACAACCGCAGCGAAGAAAACCGAAGCGAGUGAAGCGAAAGCCGCGUCUAGCCUGCUGUCGGAAGAAACUAAAGCGCAACAAACCGAAAGGCCUUUGAACCAACUGGUGAUCCAGGACGCGGUCGGCAACCAAACGACCAUCACCGAAGGUCAGAUCCUGGCUCUGCCUAGCGAGACGGUAGACGGUCAGCCGCAGUCUUACAUGCUCGUGACCCUAGACGAAUCGGGCAAUCUUACGCCGCUCAACAGCGAGGCGUUGAUGUCUCUCGAUCCGAACCUCGGACUAGGAGGCGACCUGAGCAACAUGGUCCUACAAUUCGACCAAAGCGGGUCGAGCGAACAACCCCAAGCGGCCAUUAUAAAACCACCCGAGCUCCCGGAACCCGUCAAGUCGGUGGAAGUAGAACCUGCACCGCAACCUGUACCGGUAACCGUACCAGAGCCUUCCGUCACGACGGAAAUAUCCGACACGGCAGAACAAAAAAUUGUACCGACAACGGAGCAAGUCGCUGCGAGCACCAACGGCGACUCGGGCCAACAGUUGAUCGUAACCGGCGAUCCGAUAGCCACGCAGAAGUUCUUGGAAUCCCUGACAGAGGGCACCACGGACCUAGCGAAUAUCCUCGCUAACGCCGAGGGCAACAGCAUACUGAUACAGGCCGACGGCCAACAGAUCCUCAUCAACACCAACACCGACAACCAGAUGUUGUUGUCGAUGAACAACGACAGCGCGAACGUAACGGAGAAUACCGAGGGUGGCGGCAAUCCGAUCUUCGCCACGCAACCAAGCAAGAACCAAGAUAUCCUCGCCGCGGCGCUGGCCGAUACCGACGUGUUCCAACAGGAGCACCCGAGCAGCACCCAGAGCAAGAUCGUUUCCCAGCUGAGCCCGACCAACGCUUUGUAUCCCAUGAAUGUGGGAAACGUGCUGGAAACCAGCUUAACGUUGAGCUCGCCCAUCAUGACGCCCCUAGAGGUGCCCAGCACCAACAACAAGAAGAUACCCGACGACGAGGCGGACAUUUUAACCCAAGUACCAAAGAACGUCGACCUUCCCAUCACCAUAACCGACCCGAACAUCUCUCAGACCGUCGCCAACCAGCAGGUGUCGCAGAUGAUCGCCAACGAGCUGCAGACUAACCUGGAUCUGGCCCUGCCCAUAUCCGAGACGACCAUAUCGGCGGUAUCGACGGACGUGAACAGUCCCUCUUACGUUUAUUCCCUUCCGACGUUGGACGACUCGGUGGAGAUGUCACAGAAGCCAUUCAACGGCAGCAUGCCUCUUCUCACCGAGGACGUCGUGGAGGAAACGGCGGGUAAAAAGACCGAGGAGGAACAGAAGGAGGACCCCCCGAAAGACAAGGACAAGGAGUCGGAAGGUUUCCUGGGGGAGGAGGAGGGCCGGUUCACGCUGGGCGGCGAGAUGUGCAGUUCGCUGAGCGAACCGCCGCCCGAAAUGUUCGACCUGCCGGAGGUCAGCCAGAAUUUCACGGGGAAGGGCGGCGCCGACGUUCCCUCCUUGCAGAGCACCCCCGACGCCAGCGACAACGCCUCGAAAGACGAGGACACGACGGAUCUGUCGCAAGCCGACACUUCCAGCGAGGGUUCGUGCGAGAUACCGUUGCAGCCGCGGAUCGUGACGAAGUCCUUGGAUCUGUCGAGGGACUUGGAUUCGUUGAAGCGGGGCCUCGGCGACGCCGGCGACGGGAAGAACAAAAAGUGUAAAUUCGACUGAGUAAUUUGGACGGGAGGGGGCAUUGUAAAUAAUAAUGUAUAGGGUGAGUAGGUAUUAAGUGGCAGGCAGUGCUGAACAUGUUUUUGAUUUCUGGUUACGUUUGUACAUAGUUUGUUAUUUAUGUACGAUUUUGUACAUAAAGGAAGCUUUUAUUCAUAGUUUUUUUAUUGUACCGAUAUAGGUUUCCAUGUAAGCACAUAAAGUUAACGCAUAUAGUCGUCGUACCUACCCUAGCCUACUACUAGAGUUAUGUGUCAUGUGUGAUCGAUUGUUUCUUUAUUUUCUAUAAGGUACUGGACAUAAAUUUCACUCUAUUUUUUAGGAGACUAAGAUCAUGUAGAAUACAAGAUACAUAAUUUAAAUUUUAUCUUUAUGUAUAAUUUUAUUAAAAAAAAUGAA